Molecule: messenger RNA, 1887 nt
Organism: Cloeon dipterum
Lineage: Eukaryota; Metazoa; Arthropoda; Insecta; Ephemeroptera; Baetidae
Product: multiple epidermal growth factor-like domains protein 10
Exons: 6
Coding region: 27-1739 (570 amino acids)
Molecular function (GO): scavenger receptor activity
Source: RefSeq, a predicted model, not a curated record
AAUCACAAAUGAGCUGUUGAGUUGAGAUGAUGUGGCUUCUGAAAGCUUUCCUUUUGUUGUCAACCCUACGAUUUUCCGUGCUCGGUAACACCGAGUCUACUGUAGAAAUUUCCCGUGUUGACGUUAGUGUUUUUUGUCCUUGCGUAAACGGAAAUUGCUCUAAAAGUGACGGAUCUUGCACGUGCAAAAAAGGUUGGACAGGAAUUUUCUGCGAAAGGGCUGUUCCAGAAUUGAUUUGUCCUGGUGGUUGUGGUCAAUAUGGAUUUUGCGACGUUUUAACUGAGAAGUGCGCUUGUGGCUUUGGAUACCAAGGGGAAAAGUGUGACGAAGCGUGUCCGGCAGGCUUCUACGGAUUGAAUUGUACUAAUACCUGCAGAGCACACUGCACAUCAUACUACAUUUUAUUCGGUCAGAAGCAAUUCAUUGGCUGUGACAAAAGAACCGGAAUGUGCAAUUGCAACGAAUUAUAUUCUUAUAACCGUCGUGAAUUUGCAAGAUGCAAACAGCAAUGCGCCUCAGCAGGGGUUAAAUUUAGUAACUGCCGAACACCAUGCGCCCCUGGCUCGUUUGGUUACAAUUGCAAGCAACAGUGUGUAUUGAGUGUUGGUUCCGAUAGAGAGUGUGGUCCUAUUACCGGGAGAUCAUUCUGCAAACCUGGAUACGAGGGGAUUUUUUGCACAGUCCAAUGCCCACCUGGGAAAUAUGGAGUAAACUGCAGAGUGUGCAAAGAGUGUGAAAAUGGAGAGUGCAAUUUUAUAACAGGUGAUUGCCAGUGCCUUCCAGGAUGGACAGGAGGUUCGUGCUCGGAGCCAUGUGCGAACGGAACCUUUGGCCAAAACUGCUUGAAGAAGUGUUUAUGCGUGAACGGAAAAUGCGACCCAGCCAGUGGCGACUGUAAGUGUUCGCCGGGAUUUUUCGGGCCCACCUGCGAGGAGCCCUGCGUCCAGGGACGCUGGGGCCAGGACUGCGCGCACGAGUGCGGCUGUCUGAACGGCGGCGGGUGCGACCCAAAGGACGGCGAGUGCGUGUGCGCGGACGGGUUCGUCGGCGCCAAGUGCGAGCUGCCGUGUCCGCAGGGCCGCUUCGGCGCCAACUGCAGCGAGGAGUGCGAUUGCAAAAACGGCGGCGAGUGCGACGCCCGCACCGGCGAGUGCUCCUGUCCGGCCGGUUGGACGGGCGACGACUGCUUGGAGGGCUGCCCCGAGGGCUUGUACGGCGAGGGCUGCGGACUGGUGUGUCUGUGCGAGAACGGGGCCACUUGCGACCCGGUGAACGGCACCUGCAACUGCACGACCGGGUACAUCGGAGAAUUCUGCAGUGAGCCCUGCUCGGAUGGCACCUGGGGUGUGGACUGUGCUAACAAAUGCCAGUUGGAUUGCUCCAACGAGGGAUUUUGCUCAAACGUUGAUGGCAACUGCCUCUGCAAAGAAGGAUGGAGUGGCGACGAUUGCAAGCAGCCGUGUCUGAAGGAAAAUGAUGACUGCAAUGGAACUGUUACUUUUAACGUGGACGAUUCAGGAUCUUCAUCUCAUCUGAUAUUGGCUAUCGUGGCUACUGUUGUUUGUCUAUGUUUACUCUCAGUGAUAGUAGUUGCAAUUUUUGGUUACAAAUACUAUAAAACGAAAUAUGGUCAUGAGUCAUCAACAACGGAAUCCGUUGUUAGUUUCGCUUAUAAACUGUCGUCUCCAAAUGAAACCAAUUGUUUUUUGGAAGACUCAAAUAGCGAUGCGGAUGAAUAGCUAAAUAUAUUUUUAAUACAAUAAAGAAAAGUUGAUUGAAAGCAUUUUCAAAAUAGUACGACGUUGAACUAAAAACAUAAAUAAAUUCCUUUAUCACAGAGUAUUGUUUUCUGUCAAUGUUGGCGAGUUCCCUUCAGCUUGAAAUAAC